UGCAAGAGAAGAAGCAAUCUUAUGAUUCUGAAAUCUCUGAAACCUCAAAAGGAUUUAUGUGCGUAGGUGUGCGUUAUAGCUUGACCUAGUAGUAUCUUUUCUUUGAUUCUUUCUGUUAUCUUCUUUGUAUCGAUCUCUGUUCAUCCAAAAGCCCUGGAAUCCGAAAAAUCUGGACACUGAAAGCUUGUGAUUAAUUUAAGUAUAGUUUGGAAUAGAAAAGGAGAGCGAAAAAGAAGGGGGUGAUUUGAGGGAAGAAAAAUGGGAGCGGCGAAGAUCUGGGAUGCCACAGAAGUUGCAGAGGAAGCUCAAGAAAAUGGCAUUUCAGAUAUUCCAUCUUCAUCUCUUGCUGUAGACAUCAGCCUACCUCUUCCUCGAAUGAAACCACAAAUCAUAGGGUUAUGCAAGGAUCUAUUCAAGAAUUGGUCGCAAUUGGAUGAAUCUUGUUUCUUGGUUGAGACAGUUUCUGGUGGCAUCACAAAUCUCCUUCUAAAGGUAUCUGUGAGAGAAGACAAUGGACCUGAAGUUUCCCUUACUGUUCGACUGUAUGGACCAAACACUGAAUAUGUGAUCGAUCGACCACGGGAAUUACAGGCCAUUAAAUUCCUCUCAGCCGCGGGAUUUGGAGCCAGGUUACUUGGAGUAUUUGGAAACGGCAUGGUGCAAUCUUUCAUUGAUGCGCUUACCCUUUCUCCUUCAGACAUGAGAAAGCCAAAGCUGGCUUCUGAAAUUGCAAGGCAACUUCGAAAAUUCCAUCAAGUGCAGAUUCCUGGUUCUCAAGAACCCCAACUGUGGAAUGACAUCUUCAAGUUCCUAGAGAAAGCCUCUGUUCUUAAAUUCGAGGAUAGCGAGAAGCAGCAAAAGUAUGACACCAUUUCUUUUGAAGAAGUUAACAAUGCAGUGGUUGAACUCAAGGAUCUGACUGACCUUCUCAAUGCACCCGUGGUGUUUGCUCACAAUGACUUGCUGUCUGGAAACUUGAUGCUCAAUGAAGAUGAAGAGAAACUUUACUUCAUUGAUUUUGAGUACGGGUCAUACAGCUAUAGAGGCUAUGACAUUGGAAAUCACUUCAAUGAAUAUGCAGGCUUUGAUUGUGACUACAGCUUUUAUCCUGAUAAGGAUGCUCAAUAUCAUUUCUUUAGGCAUUAUUUGCAGCCUGAGAAGCCUCAGGAGGUGUCUGAUGAAGAUCUUGAAGCACUGUAUGUUGAGGCAAAUUCCUACAUGUUAGCAUCACACUUAUAUUGGGCUCUAUGGGCACUAAUCCAGGCAAAGAUGUCUCCAAUCGAUUUUGAUUAUUUAGGUUAUUUCUUCCUGCGCUACGGCGAAUGCAAAAGGCGGAAGGAGGCAUGUUUCUCAUUGGCACGAUCAUACCUUACACGAUCUGGGUCUGGGUGAAUUCUCCAUGUCUCUGCUGCCACUGCCGACAAGAGAAUGUAACCUCUUCCUGUUGUGAAGUUGUAGAAGACCCUUUAGAAUCUUAAGAUAGAUUGCUUUUAAUAUACUUUUGUAGCUAAUUGUCAGAAGAAAAUUAAACACAGAUUUGACGUAUUUCAUGUGUUUUACGUCUCCUCAUUCUUUUUUCUGUAAUCCUGAAACAUGAAAGUUGAAAUAUGAUCCAGUUUUCAAAAUUUA
Molecule: messenger RNA, 1629 nt
Organism: Macadamia integrifolia
Lineage: Eukaryota; Viridiplantae; Streptophyta; Magnoliopsida; Proteales; Proteaceae
Product: probable ethanolamine kinase
Exons: 11
Coding region: 259-1392 (377 amino acids)
Biological process (GO): phosphatidylethanolamine biosynthetic process; phosphatidylcholine biosynthetic process
Cellular component (GO): cytoplasm
Molecular function (GO): ethanolamine kinase activity; choline kinase activity
Source: RefSeq, a predicted model, not a curated record